UCAAGCACUCUCCCCAUUUGCGUUGCGUGUUUUUUGGCGACUUCAACUCUUUUCCCCUAUAUUUGAAUAUUUCGCACGUGAGCGUCGCUCAAGGUGCUGCCUCGCCGCGCUAUCCAGGCCCCAGGCCUUUGCCUCCGUCUAUAGGAAACCCUGUUAUCCCCGGGCAUCAUGCUACAAAUACCGUCGUGCUUGACAGAGUCGCUCCUCCGCUAAGAUCACCGAAAAAGGCUUCCACUCUGCCUCCUACAGCUCUCAAUGGCCACAGUCUCGAUCCUCUGCUGAGCUCAAUGCAAAAGGGACCGGUUCCUCCGUCUAGAGGAAACCCUGUUACCUGGAUACCCGGGCCACCUGAUAGGAAAACCGGUAACGGAGUCGCUUCUUCACUAGAGUCACCGAGAAAAGCUUCCGAUGGUCACCCAAUUGCACCGUCUCUAGGCAACCCUGUUAUCCCCGGGCAUCAUGCUACAAAUACCGUCGUGCUUGACAGAGUCGCUCCUCCGCUAAGAUCACCGAAAAAGGCUUCCACCCUGCCUCCUACAGGUCCCAAUGGCCACAGUCUCGAUCCUCUGCUGAGCUCAAUGCAAAAGGGACCGGUUCCUCCGUCUAGAGGAAACCCUGUUACCUGGAUACCCGGGCCACCUGAUAGGAAAACCGGUAAUGGAGUCGCUUCUUCACUAGAGUCACCGAGAAAAGCUUCGGAUGGUCACCCAAUUGCUCCUUCAAGCACAGAUCCUUAGUCUACGGUUUGGUCAUGUGAAGGGAACGCAAAACUGCCCUCUUGUUCUCUAUUGCUCCUUCGAUGGCUUGUAAGUCCUUUUUGUUUUGGUGAACUCUCAAAAAAUUUUGAUCGUUGCUGAUGUUUGUUGAACAAAUGGGAUCUGGAGAGCAUUUCUGGUUUUUAGUUUUUGUUAGCUGCUGGUUGUAGGCUUUGAUCCCGAUGUACGUGCUGUAUUGUUUUCAACAAAAGUGUUUUCAUUUAUCAGAAAGAAAAUAGUUUUUGGCGUCA
Molecule: messenger RNA, 1006 nt
Organism: Corylus avellana
Lineage: Eukaryota; Viridiplantae; Streptophyta; Magnoliopsida; Fagales; Betulaceae
Source: RefSeq, a predicted model, not a curated record